Protobothrops mucrosquamatus (brown spotted pit viper) is the source of this 1176-nucleotide messenger RNA. Its product is annotated as sulfotransferase 6B1-like. Gene Ontology annotation, biological process: sulfation. The transcript is spliced from 7 exons. Gene Ontology annotation, cellular component: cytoplasm. The coding region runs from base 1 to 1176 and encodes 391 amino acids. Gene Ontology annotation, molecular function: sulfotransferase activity. The record is from RefSeq and is a predicted model, not a curated record. Lineage: Eukaryota; Metazoa; Chordata; Lepidosauria; Squamata; Viperidae.
AUGGCUGUUGCUGCACUGCCGGCGGCUGCUGUCCUCCCAGCGGCUGUGGCAUUCCCAAUUGCUGUAGGACCCCCAAUGACCUCAGCGGCUGCUGAAGUGGCAUCCUCAGUUGCUGCAGGCCUCCCAGUGGCUGCUGCACAUUCGGGUGCUGUUGCCACCCCCACUGCUGCUGACCUACGAGCAAUUGUGGUAUCCCCGGUUGUUGUAGGUUCCCCUGCGGCCCCAGUGGUGGUUGAUGCAGGAUCCCCAGUGGUUGCAGGCCCCUCAGCAGUUGCUGCACAUUCAGAGAUGGUGGUCAGCCCCACUGCUGCUGCACAUUCGGGGGCUGCGACCACUGCCAAAGCUGUUGCUGCACCACCAGCGGCUGUUGGCCUCCCAGCUUUGGGGGUUGUGGCAUCCCCCAUUGCUGUAGAGGCCUCGGGCUGGGUGGCUGGUUCAAGCUGGGUUGGGGAGAUUUUAACACAGCUGGAAAUUGCCUCUGGAAAAUAUGAUGACAAUGAACAGAAGCGAAGGCAGCAAAUACUGCAAGAAUUAACACUAGUUCCUCGUCUUGAAUUUGGAGAUCCAGAAAAAUUUGAGAGGAUGGAAAAAAUGCCUUCCAGAAGAAUUAUAAGAACACACCUCAGCCCUCAAAACUUGCCCAAGUCUAUUUUUGAAAAAAAGGCAAAAAUGCUGGUUUUGUUUCGGAACCCAAAGGACACAGCUGUAUCUUUCUUCCAUUUUGCCAAAGGCAUAAACAUGAGUCCUGACCAGGAAACCUGGGAUGAGUUCUUUGAAAAUUUUGUCACUGGAAAAGUGAUCUUUGGAUCUUAUUUUGAUCAUAUUACUGAAUGGAACAACUAUCUGGAGGACAGCAAUGUAUUUUUUAUUACCUAUGAGGAAAUAAAAGAGAAUCCAGUCUCAGCACUGAAAAAAAUAGCCAAAUUCUUUAAUUUUUCUGUAACUGAAGAGGAGAUUGAGAACAUUGUAAAGAAAACAAGUUUUGAAAACAUGAAAAAUAAUGCAGCAACCUGUGGAAAACUAGGGAAAGCACUUUUCCGCAAAGGCAUAGUAGGUGAUUGGACAUCUGUCUUCUCAGAAAGCCAGAGUGAAAGAAUGGACAGAAAAUUUGAGGAGAGUGUAGCAAAAACUAAGCUUGGGAUGAUGUUGAAAUAUGAGCUGUACUGCAAAAACUAA